Messenger RNA from Bombyx mori (domestic silkworm), 1451 nucleotides. RefSeq names its product cuticular protein RR-2 motif 102 (gene CPR102). The record is from RefSeq and is a predicted model, not a curated record. Gene Ontology annotation, cellular component: extracellular matrix. The coding region runs from base 44 to 1387 and encodes 447 amino acids. Lineage: Eukaryota; Metazoa; Arthropoda; Insecta; Lepidoptera; Bombycidae. The transcript is spliced from 6 exons.
AGCAUUGCAAUGCAUCAGUUAUAUCUCCACUUACCCGAACAACAUGUUCUCUAAAAUCGUAGCCUUGAGCGCUGUGCUGGCAGUGAGUGCUGCAGGCCUCCUGCCCGAGCCGCACUACUCUUCGGCAGCAGCUGUCUCCUCUCAGAGCAUCGUCCGUCACGACCAGCCACAGCUCCAUGCCACCAAAUAUGUAGCCGCCGCUCCAGUAGCCGUCCACGCUGCUCCUGUGGCAUACCACGCAGCCCCUGUCGCCUACCACUCCGCCCCCGCUCACUACUCGUCUGCUGGCGCCGUGUCCUCCCAGACCAUCCUGCGUCACGACCAGCCUCACGCCACCAACUACAUCGCCGCCGCUGCUCCCGUCCACUACGCCGCCGCUGGCCCCGUCCACUACGCCGCUCCUGUUGCUAAAGUGAUUGCUCCCGCCCACAAAGUGCUUGUAUCUGCUCACCAUGAAGAGGAAUACGCUCAUCCCAAAUACGACUUCGCCUACUCUGUUGCUGACGGACACAGCGGCGACAACAAGUCCCAGCACGAGUCCCGCGACGGCGACGCUGUGCACGGCGAGUACACUCUGGUUGAAGCUGACGGUUCAGUGCGCAAGGUUGAGUACACCGCUGAUGACCACCACGGCUUCAACGCUGUCGUCAGCAACACCGCCCCCGCUCACCACGUAGCCCAUGCUGCCCACGCACCUGUCCUCUUGGCUCAUCAUAACAUGUUCUCUAAAAUCGUAGCCUUGACCGCUGUGCUGGCAGUGAGUUCUGCAGGUCUCCUGCCCGAGCCGCACUAUUCUUCGGCAGCAGCUGUCUCCUCUCAGAGCAUCGUGCGUCACGACCAGCCACAGCUCCAUGCCACCAAAUAUGUAGCCGCCGCUCCAGUAGCCGUCCACGCCGCUCCUGUAGCAUACCACGCAGCUCCUGUCGCCUACCACUCCGCCCCCGCUCACUACUCGUCUGCUGGCGCCGUCUCCUCCCAGACCAUCCUGCGUCACGACCAGCCUCACGCCACCAACUACAUCGCCGCCGCUGCUCCCGUCCACUACGCUAGCCCCGUCCACUAUGCCGCUCCUGUCGCUAAAGUGAUCACUCCCGCCCACAAAGUGCUUUUAUCUGCUCAUCAUGAAGAGGAAUACGCUCACCCCAAAUACGACUUCACCUACUCUGUUGCUGACGGACACAGCGGCGACAACAAGUCCCAGCACGAGUCCCGCGACGGUGACGCUGUGCACGGGGAGUACACUCUGCUUGAAGCUGACGGUUCAGUGCGCAAAGUUGAGUACACCGCUGACGACCAUCACGGCUUCAACGCUGUCGUCAGCAACACCGCCCCCGCUCACCACGUAGCUCAUGCUGCCCACGCACCUGUCCUCUUGGCUCAUCAUUGAUUCACUAGUCACUAAAAUUAAAGACUACUACGUUCUUAGUAAAUUAUUUAUGAAUUAAAAUAUU